AUCUUUCACCGUCGCCCGCCGAGCUCUCCGAUGUAGAGAGAAAGAGCGACAGACAGUCAAGCCAAAGCACCGAAUGACCGGAGGAGGAUCGACGAUGAUGAUGGAGAGAAAGCACUUGUCCGCCGUCGCCAACGACGUCGUCCAAAGAUGCGCUCUGAAAAUAGGGACCUCAAUGGAGAGACUCGAGGAGGAGUUCGCAGCCGAGUGGAGAGCUGAAUCGAGCGGUUACUCGAGGAAGUUCGUGGAGGUCUGCAGCUCUAAGGCUCUGAGCAAAAUGUGCGAGAGAGUGGGAGAAAAUUUUACUGAUGGAUCGUUCAGUCGGUUGACUUAUGAUAUGAUGCUUGCCUGGGAGAUGCCCAGCUCUUCUGAUGAAGAAGCUGCAAUGGAGUGUGUGGGGAAGGAGAAAGAAGAGAAGAAAAGGCUCGUGAAAGUACCGCAGGAGAAUGAUGAAGUUCCUCUCUUCUAUUCCGACCUUGUGCCGCUCCUUGUUGAUCACGAGCCUGAUGUUGGGGAGGACGCGUUUGUGUGGUUGGCCUCUUUAUUCCCACUAGUCGCCGAUGUUGUUAAUGGGAGAUUCACAUUCGAGACCCUGACUGCUCCGACAGCAAGCAGGCUCCAUUUUCCGGCAUACGAUAAGUUCUUAAAAGAAAUUGACCAGUGCAUCAAGCAUUUGCAAACGCAAGAAACUCCGAAGGGUGUGGAGCUAGCAGAAGAUGAAUUCAUAUUGCACGUAGAAGGCACAUUGAGCUCGCAGAGGGUAGUUUGGCAUAUCGGAAGUUCAAGUUGGCCUGGCAGGCUCACAUUGACCAAUUACGCGCUCUAUUUCGAGGCAUCAGGAGUAAUAAAUUACGAAGAUGCGGUCAAGAUCGACCUUUCAAAGGACAAAGAAGGCACUGUGAAGCCAGCUGCAACUGGCCCUUGGGGGGCUCCACUUUUCGACAAGGCCAUGGCCUAUGAAUCCUCUGAACUAUCAGAGGGAUUCAUCCUCGAGUUUCCCGAGAUAACAAGCUCCACAAGACGGGACCACUGGCUUGCCCUGACAAAGGAGAUCAUGCUGAUGCACAGAUUCCUGUCCAAGUUUAUGGGAGAGCAUCCCACACAAGUGUGGGAAGUCCAUUCUAGGACGAUUCUCAGCAUCAUAAGGCUCCAUGCUGCGAGAGAAAUGCUCCGAAUCUCGCCCCCUUUGCCCAUGAAGUUCUUGAUCUUCUCCCAGUUCGAUGAGCUCCCAAAAGGUGAUAUCGUGCUCGAGGAGCUUGCAGACAGCUUGAAGAAGGAUGGGGUGAGACAACCCUGCAGCGCAAGCUCGAUUCUGAAGACAGUCAAUAUAUUGGGCUCGUUGGACUCUGCGUCGAUAGUAAAGGAAGAGAUCAAGGACUAUGAGGGUACAAGUUCAGGUAGUCCCGAGGGGGAUUACUCUUUGCUGAACACUGCAAUCAAUCAGGUGAGGGAGGAAGCGGAGGAGGUCGAGAUCGCAAAGGCUACAGUUGAAGGGUUGAAGGAUGAAGGGAUCGGCGACAGUGCUAUGGUUCUCAUGGAGCUGCUAAAACCGCUUAAAGGUGCAAUUCCACGGCUCCAGGAAACACUAACUUGGGAAAGACCGUUGACUACUCUCGCUGUUCUCUGCUCAACGAUUCUGGUUCUCUAUAAGGAGUGGGUUAACAAGGCAGUUGCGGCUUUCUCGCUGUGGCUGGUUGUGAAGAUGCUUCAGGCAAGGAAAAGGAGGAGCCAACACUGGCAAGAUGAGAUUGUGGUCUGUACAGCUUCAGUGCAAAGUACGAUGGAGAGUAUAGUUUCUGCCCAGAAAGGGCUACAAACUGUCCACGCGGUAGUCCAGGCAGCAAACAUUGCACUACUAAAGCUGUGGUCGAUAUUCGUCUCGAGGGCUCCUAAGCAUGCGGAUGCAGCGAUGGUGGCACUGAGUGUGUCAGCGAUGGUAUUGGCAGUGAUUCCCCUCAAAUACAUCCUCAUGGGUGUCACUGUAUAUUCUUUUGCUAUGAACUCGAGGAUGAGGAAGCACAUAGAGAGUGACCGAGGCAACCGGCGGCUCAAGGAGUGGUGGGAUUCGAUACCAGUGGUUCCUGUCCGAGUAGCGGACAAGGCCAAGAACUGUCCAAAGAAGUAGUCUGCCUGUGAGUCCGACUAUAAUUACCCACGUCAUAAGGCCAAAACUGCUGCCAAAGUACUCCGGCUUGGAGAGAACAUUAUCUUAUUUCUUCGGCAUGUGAUUGUAUAUUAUGGUAGUUUUUCCCUGUAUCAGAUCUAUCUGUACACAGACCCAUUUGUUCGGCACUGGGGAGUAUCUUAUCUCAUAUGUUAAGUUAGUUUUCCGACUAUGCGGUAUAUAAUGAUAUAUGUGAAUUAUAUA
Molecule: messenger RNA, 2365 nt
Organism: Punica granatum (pomegranate)
Lineage: Eukaryota; Viridiplantae; Streptophyta; Magnoliopsida; Myrtales; Lythraceae
Source: RefSeq, a predicted model, not a curated record